AUGGCCAGCUUUGUGGCCAGUCUAUUUGACCGGACCGCCGCGGUCGCGGGCGCAGCAUCGGGCGGGCAGCCGUCAACGCCGCCCAAGAACAGCUUUGUGGCACCGGCCAUGACGCCGCAGGGAAGCCCCAGCAAGAAGAUGAUGCCGCCAGGAGCACACGAGCUGCCCGAGGCGCACGAAGGCAGGCUCAAGAUGGGAGGCAGUAGCAACGGCUACGGCAUCAACAGCGGCCAGAGUAACGGCAGCAACGGAAGCAACGGAAGCAACAGCAGCAACAGCAGCAACGGCAAGGCCAUUAGCAACAUUGUGGUGCCAGUGCCCAGCCUGUUUGACAAUGCGGUGCGGCUGGGCCGGCCGCAGCUCGGCGGCGGUACAAGCGGCAAAGCUCUGACGCCGACCAAGGGCAGCAGCAAUAUGCUGCCGCCGGGCUGUGGUGGUGGUGGGGGUAGCAGCACAGGCCUCGACGAUCCAUUUGCCACGGACGACAGCAGCGGCCUGCACAAAACAACAGGGGCUAUGAGCGGGGCUGUGGGCCAUCUGGCGAUGGGGUCGUCCCAGAAAGGAGGAGGAGGGAGAGGAGCAAACAAAGAAAACAAGGAUGAGGCGGGCGGCAUGGCGACGCACGGCGACGGGGCGACGGCCAAGGCCAAGGCCAAGGAGAACAUGGUACCGGUGCCACACCACAGCCUAGGCCCGCCAGCAAGACUGCCACUGCCGUCAGAGGUGGCAGCAGCAGCAGCAGCAGCAGCAGCAGCUGGAGGACACCAUCACAACCACGCCGCGCUCUCGCGGCACGAAAUGUACCAGACCAAGGAGCGGCCGAUGAUGGCGACAGUCAAGCGAUUUAACACGUCACGCGGGCUGACGGCCGACGAGCUGGAGAUCCUGAAGCGGCCCAACAUUCGGCGGAUGGUCAACGUGACACAGCUGUACUUUCUCGACUACUACUUUGACCUGCUGACGUACGUGGGCAGCCGGCAGAACCGGCUGAACGCGUUCCGGGCGGAGUUCCCAGCACCACCCGAGACGGACGAGGAGACGUACCGGCACAUGUGGCAGAAGUACGCAGGCCGCGAGCGAGCCAACCUGCGCAAGCGACGGAUGCGGCUGCGUCACGGCGAUUUCCAGAUCCUGACGCAAGUCGGACAGGGCGGAUACGGACAGGUGUUUCUAGCGCAGAAGAAGGACACGCGCGAGGUGUGCGCGCUCAAGGUGAUGAGCAAGAAGCUGCUCUUCAAGCUGGACGAGGUGCGGCACGUGCUGACGGAACGCGACAUCCUGACGACGGCCAAGAGCGAGUGGCUGGUGCGGCUGCUGUACUCGUUCCAGGACGACAAAAGCAUCUACCUGGCGAUGGAGUACGUGCCGGGUGGCGAUUUCCGGACGCUUCUUAACAACACGGGCGUCCUGUCAAACCGACACGCGCGCUUUUACAUUGCCGAGAUGUUCUGCGCAGUCGACGCGCUGCAUCAACUCGGCUACAUCCACCGGGACCUGAAGCCGGAAAACUUUCUGGUGGACUCGACAGGUCACGUGAAGCUGACGGAUUUUGGGCUAGCGGCCGGCAUGCUGUCGCCAGCCAAGAUCGAGUCGAUGCGCGUGCGGCUGGAGCAGGCGUCGGAGACGGCGGUGCCGUUUGGCAAGCCGAUGGAGCAGCGCACGGUGGCGGAGCGACGCGAGGGCUACCGGACGAUGCGCGAUCGCGACACAGCAUACGCGAAGAGCAUCGUGGGCUCGCCCGACUACAUGGCGCCCGAGGUGCUGCGCGGCGAGGAAUACGACUUCACGGUCGACUACUGGAGCCUGGGCUGCAUGCUGUUUGAGGCACUGACGGGCUUCCCGCCGUUUGCGGGUGCGACGCCCGACGAGACGUGGCGCAACCUGAAGCACUGGCGCGAGGUGCUGAAGCGACCGGUCUGGGAGGACCCCAACUACUUCCUGAGCAACCGGACCUGGAGUUUCAUCACGACCUGCAUCAACGGCCGGGCCAAGCGGUUUUCGCGCAUCGACGACAUCCUGCACCACCAGUACUUUGCCGAGGUCGACUGGGCGACGCUGCGGGCGAGCAAGGCGCCCUUUGUGCCGGAGCUGGACUCGGAGACCGAUGCGGGCUACUUUGACGACUUUUCCAACGAGGCCGACAUGGCCAAGUACAAGGAGGUGCACGACAAGCAGGCCGCCCUCGAGGACAUGGCCGAGCGCGAAGACGCCAUGCAGAAGGGUCUGUUUGUCGGUUUCACCUUCCGUCACCGCAAGACGGCCGGCGGAGCGGCCGACGAUCUCAAUGCCGGCCUGGCUUCGGUCAGCAACGGCAGGGCCAGCCCGCGGAAGCCGCUGACGGCCGACACGUUUGGGGGACCGGCCGUUUCUGCGUCUGCUUCUGCUUCCGCUCCGGCCACACCACAGACGGCUUCCCCCCCUUUUGGCACGAUGCUGUAG
This is a messenger RNA of Grosmannia clavigera kw1407, 2439 nucleotides long. Its product is annotated as serine/threonine-protein kinase. Lineage: Eukaryota; Fungi; Ascomycota; Sordariomycetes; Ophiostomatales; Ophiostomataceae. The transcript has a single exon. Gene Ontology annotation, cellular component: spindle pole body. Gene Ontology annotation, molecular function: protein serine/threonine kinase activity; ATP binding. Bases 1 to 2439 code for a protein of 812 amino acids. Gene Ontology annotation, biological process: peptidyl-serine phosphorylation; intracellular signal transduction. The record is from RefSeq and is a predicted model, not a curated record.